Messenger RNA from Prunus dulcis (almond), 3274 nucleotides. Its product is annotated as transcription factor EGL1-like. The transcript has 8 exons. Gene Ontology annotation, molecular function: protein dimerization activity. The record is from RefSeq and is a predicted model, not a curated record. NCBI's taxonomy places the organism in Eukaryota, Viridiplantae, Streptophyta, Magnoliopsida, Rosales, Rosaceae. The coding region runs from base 1149 to 3074 and encodes 641 amino acids.
GCACACACGACGGCUGCUAGCAGCGACUGUUUGAACUUGUUUGGGUGACAAGUGUUGGUGUACCACGUCUCUUUUCUCUCUGCAUUUCCAUAGUAUUUGGGUCAAAAAAUUUAUUUUGUCCAAGAGAUUCUUUCGCCACUCUACCAUUAAUUUGUAUAAAGCUUUUUUUGGUUCCUCACAAAUAAAUGGAACUACUGCAGUGAAAUUGGGAGACUUUUUCCAGAAAUAUGUGGAAGUGAAAUCCACACACCACUACAUUAAGGCUUCUUUUCUGUUUAAAGUAACUUUACUGCUCCUAGCUGUUUCCCAUUUUUACAAGUUUGGUGAUUUUGAGCUGGUUUUUGGGUUUUUCUUGGGGUGAAAAUUUGAGAACCCACUGUGGGAAGGUUGGUUUUGGUUCUUGUUUGUAGGCCCAAAGUGUUUCAGUUUUGGGGGGGUUGAUCAGAAAAACCCAGAUCAUUAAUUGGUGAUGGUGCUUUUAAUUUGUAUUUUAUGUUUGUGUCAAAAGCUCCAAAGUGCUGGUGUUGCCCCCACCUCUUGCCACCAUUAAAAGAGCUCUGUUCUUCUUGGUUUUCUAUAACAGGGAGCUUGUAGCUCUUUUUAGAGCAAAAACUGAAGCAACUUAUUGUUAGGUUGCAAAUAACAUAACAUAUUAUUUCAUUCCUUCUUCUGUUUUUCUUUUUUCUUUUUUCUUUUUUAUGUUAUUCUUUCUUUCAUGAAAGUGAGUGUUGUGAUUCUGUACAAAACUGGAAAGUCUUUUACUAUUGGUCCAGUGAAGGCCCUUACUCUCUCUAUUAACCAGGCUUUGUAUUUUGAUAAUAAUACUUCGCAUUUUAGAGCCAAAUUUUCUCUGAAAUUUCCCAGCUUGAGCUUCUCUCUCUUUCAGCAAGACCAUGCUGCUGGUUUUGAGUCCCAGUUCCUUGUUGUUCAGAAACCAGUAGCAGUUGUGAGUCAAACCCAUCUGGGUUUUCAGUGUUAAGCAGCACCUCCAUGAAUUUGAGCUAAAACACCAGCACUUUUAGCUUUUCUGAGGGAAUAUUUUAAUAAAAAAACAGAAACCAAGAUUUGGUUCUGGUGCUGGGAAGUGAAUAAUCAAGACUUUAUCUGCAUCUGGGUUGAUUGAGUGGCGCUUGCUUUUUGGCUUGAAUAUGGCUACUAGGCUUCAGAACCAGGACCGGGUGCCAGAGAACCUGAGAAAACAGCUUGCUCUUGCUGUGAGAAGCAUCGAAUGGAGCUAUGCAAUCUUCUGGUCGAUUUCAGCAAGACAACCAGGGGUGUUGGAGUGGGGUGAUGGAUACUACAAUGGGGAUAUCAAGACAAGAAAAACAGUUCAAGCCAUAGAACUUAAUGCUGACCAAAUGGGAUUGCAAAGGAGUGAACAAUUGAGAGAACUUUACGAGUCCCUCUCGGCUGGUGAAGCAAGUCCACAAGCUAGAAGGCCUUCGGCAUCAUUAUCACCUGAAGAUCUAGCUGAUACGGAGUGGUAUUACCUAGUUUGCAUGUCAUUCGUCUUCAACGUUGGACAAGGGUUGCCAGGACGAACAUUAGCAAAUGGUCAACCUAUCUGGCUAUGCAAUGCUCACUAUGCUGAUAGUAAAGUGUUUACUCGCUCUCUCCUGGCAAAGAGCGCCUCCAUUCAGACUGUGGUAUGCUUUCCAUUUUUGGGAGGUGUGAUUGAGCUGGGUGUGACUGAGUUGGUUAUGGAGGACCCUGAUCUCAUUCAGCAUGUUAAAACAUCUUUCUUGGAGGUUCCAUAUCCCAUAGCUUCCAAGAAAACCAAUCCUAGUGUAGGAAGCACAAGAAAUGACAAUAAUCUUGCCUGCACUGUGCUUGAUCAUGAUGUUAUGGACGCCAAAUUAAUUCCUGUUGUAGGAUGUGAAGAAAUGAAUGUAACUUCACCUAAUAACAGUUCAAAUGGUUUGGGGCUCAAUCAACCAGCUGACGAUUCAUUCAUGGUUGAAGGGAUGAAUGGGGGAGCUUCUCAAGUGCAAAGCUGGCAAUUUAUGGAUGAUGAGUUCAGUAAUUUUGUACAUCAUUCUAUGGAUUCCAGUGACUGUAUAUCUCAAACUUUUGUAUAUCCUGAAAAGGUUCUCUUGGGUCCUAAGGCUGAAAAGGCAAGUGACCAUUGCCUGCAUGAUCUUAAAGAGCGCAAUAGCACAAAACUGACCUCUUUAGGUCCCCAAGGCACUGACUUGCAGUAUCAGAGUGUUCUUUCUGCCCUUUUAAAGGGCUCACACCAAUUGAUUUUGGGCCCAAACUUCCAAAAUUGUCAUCAGGAAUCUAGCUUUGUCAGUUGGAAGAGAGGAGGAUUUGUAAAAUGCCGGAAACAAAGAGGUGGAAGCCCGCAAAAAUUAUUGAAGCAGAUUUUGUUUGAAGUUCCUCGGAUGCAUGUUGAUUGUGUGCUCGAGUCCCCAGAAGAUAACAGUAAUAGAAAUGGAGUUUGGAGACCAGAGGCUGAUGAAAUUGGUAUGAAUCAUGCAUUAUCUGAGAGAAGGCGAAGGGAAAAACUAAAUGAAAGAUUUUGCGUUUUAAAAUCGAUGGUCCCCUCGAUUAGCAAGGAUGACAAAGUAUCCAUAUUAGAUGAUGCAAUAGAAUAUUUGAAAGAUCUUGAGAAAAGAGUUGAAGAGUUGGAAUCCUGCCAGGAGCCGUCAGAUUUAGAAGCCAAAAUAAAGAGGAAAAUCCAAGAUACUAUUGAGAGAACAUCUGACAACUGUUGCAACACCAAAAUUAGUAAUGGGAAGAAGCCAUUAGUUUACAAGAGAAAGGCCAGUGACAUUGAUGAAACGGAGCCAGAAAUCAGUUAUGUUGUAUCAAAGCACGGUUCAAGUGAUAAUAUAACAGUGAAUAUGAACAACAAGGAUGUUCUAAUUGAGAUGAAAUUUCCUUGGAGGGAAGGAGUGUUGCUAGAGAUCAUGGAUGCCACAAGCCGUCUCCAAUUAGAUACUCACUCAGUUCAAUCAUCCACAGCAGAUGGGAUUCUUUCCGUCACUAUUAAAUCCAGGUUCAAGGGGUCAACUGUCGCUUCAGCAGGGACAAUCCAGCAAGCACUUCAGCGAAUCGCCAGAAGCUGUUGAUGCUUGUUCUCUUAGUGAUGCUUAGAGGGUUAUUUGCUCUCUCAAAGUCUGUCAUUGUACAAUCGUGUAACGUUGAAAGGUUCUGUAGAUUUUCGCUGUAAGAAAAAUGAGUCUGUUGAGGAUUUUUCCUGCAGGUAAGUAGUCUAGCAACAGGAAUUAAACUUUUGUUAAAUGCACAAUUUUCUUCAAAUAUUUUGAUA